GAGGCGGGGCCGGUCAGUCCCAGAGGCUUAGGGGCCGCGGCUGGGUUGAAUCAGUGUCUGCUGGGGUCUGGGAUCUGGGCUGUGACGACGUGAGGCGAGGCGGCGUUGCGCAGUGGACACCAUGUCGAGGCAGGCGAACCGUGGCACCGAGAGCAAGAAAAUGAGUUCUGAGCUGUUCACCCUGACCUAUGGCGCUCUUGUCACCCAGCUGUGCAAGGACUAUGAAAAUGAUGAGGACGUGAAUAAGCAGCUGGACAGAAUGGGUUAUAACAUUGGAGUCCGACUAAUUGAAGAUUUUUUGGCACGCUCAAAUGUUGGAAGAUGUCAUGACUUUCGGGAAACUGCGGAUGUCAUUGCUAAGGUGGCAUUCAAGAUGUACUUGGGCAUCACGCCAAGUAUCACAAAUUGGAGCCCAGCUGGCGAUGAAUUCUCCCUCAUCCUGGAAAAUAACCCGUUGGUGGACUUCGUGGAACUUCCCGAUAGCCACUCAUCCCUUAUUUACUCGAACCUCCUGUGUGGGGUGCUGCGGGGAGCCUUGGAGAUGGUCCAGAUGGCUGUGGAGGCCAAGUUUGUCCAGGACACUCUGAAGGGAGAUGGUGUGACAGAAAUCAGGAUGAGGUUCAUCCGGCGGAUUGAAGACAAUCUCCCGGCUGGAGAAGAAUGAGCAGCUCUAGGACUUUGGGGCAGCCGGGAGCAGUGCCUGCAGGGAUGAGCAAGGUGGGCGCUCCCUCAGCCUCGGAACUCAGUGACUUUGAAGCCGAUGUUAUAUAUUCUUCUAACCUUAUUUCCAUUCUCCAUGCUAAUAAAGAGCGGACUGGUAGUUUGCUUGCCGUACAAGUAUGCACCUCAGAAGGGGGGUUCUCUGCUCACUUCCCUUCAGAGGGGCAGGAGGUACCUGCCCUUGACUGGACUACGAGAGUUCGAACCAUUUUACAUUCCUGUGAAUUUUCCAAAGCAAAACCCACUUUGACCCCAUGAAGAGCCGAGCCUGACACAUCUAACGCUGAACUGUCACGACCCCAUUGGCAAAUGGCUGCAGGGAGCCUUGGGUUGUAGGGGAGGGAGAACGCUGGGAAGGGGUAGGUAGGAAUUGUUGGCUGUAGUGACACGCUGUAGUCUUGCCAGGCCACGGAAGCCAGUCAUGCCGGAAGCACCGGCUUCUGGGAAGCCACCCAGGUCUCAUUCCUCCCUGCUGUUUGGAGGCAACAUCUCCUCUUUUUACAGAGGGUCCAUCCUUUUUUCUUACAAAUUCAUCAAUAAAGAGACAUU
This is a messenger RNA of Chionomys nivalis (European snow vole), 1269 nucleotides long. It is a transcript of the gene Trappc3, whose product is annotated as trafficking protein particle complex subunit 3. Gene Ontology annotation, cellular component: cytosol; TRAPP complex; cis-Golgi network membrane. The transcript is spliced from 5 exons. The record is from RefSeq and is a predicted model, not a curated record. NCBI's taxonomy places the organism in Eukaryota, Metazoa, Chordata, Mammalia, Rodentia, Cricetidae. Gene Ontology annotation, biological process: endoplasmic reticulum to Golgi vesicle-mediated transport; intra-Golgi vesicle-mediated transport. Bases 122 to 664 code for a protein of 180 amino acids.